Molecule: messenger RNA, 3552 nt
Organism: Mus musculus (house mouse)
Lineage: Eukaryota; Metazoa; Chordata; Mammalia; Rodentia; Muridae
Gene: Slc26a11
Product: solute carrier family 26, member 11
Exons: 15
Coding region: 1518-2783 (421 amino acids)
Biological process (GO): transmembrane transport; inorganic anion transport; proton transmembrane transport
Cellular component (GO): plasma membrane; membrane; endoplasmic reticulum
Molecular function (GO): secondary active sulfate transmembrane transporter activity; monoatomic anion transmembrane transporter activity
Source: RefSeq, a predicted model, not a curated record
GCGGACUCAGCUACCGCCACUUCGGAAGACCCUGAGUCUCAGCGUCCGCUCUGUGAAAGGUCUGGGUCAGACCAGAUCCCCCAGCCUGCACAUGGCACCAGACACAUGCUGCUGCUCUGCUACGGCCCUGAGGAGGAGGCUACCCGUCCUGGCCUGGGUGCCUGACUACUCUCUGCAGUGGCUGAGGCUGGACUUCAUCGCUGGACUUUCCGUGGGACUCACCGUCAUUCCCCAGGCCCUGGCCUAUGCAGAAGUGGCUGGACUCCCACCCCAGGGUUCCUGCUGGACUUCAUCUCCUGCCCUGUCAUUAAAGGCUUCACCUCCGCUGCCAGCAUCACAAUUGGCUUUGGACAGAUCAAGAACCUGCUGGGAUUGCAGAAAAUCCCCCGGCAGUUCUUCCUCCAGGUGUACCACACCUUCCUCCACAUCGGAGAGACCAGGUACCUGUUGGCUUAUGUCCUUCCUUCCAGACGCCCUCGUCACCCCCACCUUCAUCCCCAUCCAGGUGACAUUUGUUCUUUCUCACAUGGGCCCUUGGAAGCAGAGCUCUUCCAUCAUCCUGCCGCAAGUUAGACACCCAGGCCAGGCCAGAGCCAGUGUUAGCAGCAUUGUAGCAAGGACCUGGGCAGUGUGGACAGCCUUCCUCGAGCCAGUUAGUCAGGAAAGGCCAGACAGUGUCUCUCUUCCAAAGUUCUCAGUGAGGAUGAGACCACAGACACAGCACUAAGAGCUGAUACAGGGUACAGGGGCAGUGGGCAGGGCCAGUGAGCCUUGGAGAGGGCUGGGGAACCCAUAGGGAGACUUUUCUCAAGAGAAUUAAAUACCCACCGCAUCAGCCCAGUGGGAGCCAGGAUGCAUGGCCUUUUCCUUAUGCCAGAAAUUAUUUGGGGAGCCACCCAAGCUCAGGGCAAUCUGCUGGGCUCCCCAAGGCCUGAAGCCAGUGGCAGGGUGCUUCCUGUCUGCCCUGGUGAUGGCAGGGGAGUGAGACUGGCUAUUCACACUCAUUACAGUUAGUGCAGUGGGCAGGGUGUCACUGACUAUGUAAUCCCAAGGUCUCCAAACCUCUUGGGAACAGACUAAGCAUCCAUAGGCUAGAGGACUGGAAAACUGGGCCAAUUGUCCAGUUACCAUGGUGAUGAGGGGCCUCUCACCUCCCAGCCCCACAGGGGUGUGGCCUUCAGAGGCCAGAGUAGCUCUGAAAUAGAAUAGAGACAGAGAUUAUUCAGAAGGUAGAAAGUGGGACAGGGAGAGAGACUUGCAGCAAAAGUUACCACUGAUAGUUAUUCUCUUGUCUGUGAUCCUGUCAUUCGGGAUGCUGAGGCAGGAGGAUUACACGUGCAAGAACUGUAUAGAGAAACCCUGUCUCAGUAAAGGAAAGAGCAGCCAUAAACUGAGCCCAUGCUGACUGCCCGCCUCCUUGCCCUCCACUCCCUCCCCUACCACUCCUCUUUCCUCUCCUCCUCCCACCCUCUUCCCUCUUGGUUCCCCUCCCGCUUCCCUCUGCACCUUAUCCCCACAUGCAUGCACCCACCCCCGUCUGCAGGGUAGGCGACGCUGUCCUCGGACUGGCCUCCAUGUUGCUGCUGCUUGUGCUGAAGUGUAUGCGGGAACACAUGCCUCCUCCCCAUCCUGAGAUGCCCCUUGCCGUGAAGUUCAGCCGUGGGCUGGUGUGGACUGUCACAACAGCUCGCAAUGCCCUGGUGGUCUCCUCCGCGGCUCUGAUUGCUUACGCCUUCGAGGUGACAGGAUCCCAUCCCUUUGUUCUGACUGGAAAGAUCGCCGAGGGGCUCCCUCCGGUGCGGAUCCCACCCUUCUCAGUGACCAGGGACAAUAAGACCAUCUCGUUCUCUGAGAUGGUGCAGGACAUGGGGGCCGGACUGGCUGUGGUACCUCUGAUGGGGCUCCUGGAGAGCAUUGCCGUGGCCAAAUCCUUCGCGUCUCAGAAUAACUACCGCAUUGAUGCUAACCAGGAACUACUGGCCAUUGGCCUCACCAAUGUGCUGGGCUCCCUCGUCUCCUCUUACCCAGUCACUGGCAGCUUUGGGCGGACAGCUGUGAAUGCCCAGACAGGGGUGUGUACCCCGGCAGGAGGCCUGGUGACUGGUGCCCUGGUGCUGCUGUCCCUGAACUACUUGACCUCACUCUUCUCCUAUAUCCCCAAGUCUGCCCUGGCUGCCGUGAUCAUCACGGCUGUGACCCCACUCUUUGAUGUCAAGAUCUUCAGGAGUCUCUGGCGCGUUCAGAGGCUGGAUCUGCUACCACUGUGUGUGACGUUCCUGCUGUCCUUCUGGGAGAUCCAGUACGGUAUCCUGGCCGGUAGCCUGGUGUCUUUGCUCAUUCUCCUGCACUCGGUAGCUAGGCCCAAGACUCAGGUGUCAGAAGGACAAAUUUUUGUUCUUCAGCCGGCCAGCGGCCUGUACUUCCCUGCAAUUGAUGCCCUCCGAGAGGCAAUAACGAACCGGGCACUGGAAGCAUCCCCACCACGUUCCGCGGUUCUGGAGUGCACGCAUAUCAGCAGUGUAGACUACACCGUGAUCGUGGGACUCGGUGAGCUCCUGGAGGACUUCCAGAAGAAAGGAGUCGCCCUGGCCUUUGUUGGCCUACAGGUGCCCGUGCUCCGCACACUGUUGGCCGCUGACCUCAAGGGGUUCCGUUACUUCACCACUCUGGAGGAGGCUGAGAAAUUCCUGCAGCAGGAACCAGGAACUGAGCCCAACAGCAUCCAUGAAGAUGCUGUUCCAGAGCAAAGGAGCUCCCUGCUCAAGUCUCCCUCCGGCCCCUGAAGAGCAGAUGGUAUAGGAAGGGUUUCUGGAAGGUUCUGUCACCAUGACUUGGAGUCACCUGAUAGACUCACCAACCUGGUGGGACUUAAAAGGCACUGCAUAGGUGGCUCUGGGGAACAGCAGGGAGCCAUGUAUGAUUUCCAGGGUGUCACUUUCCUGCUGUCCCCUAGGUGUGAGUAUUUGAGGGCUGGGCUGACUGAAAAGUCUUUCAGAGAGAGAGAGAGAGAGACAGAGACCCAGAGACACACACAUGGCUUCUGGCCUGGUCUGGCAGGGUAAGGUGACACUCUCCAGAUCCCAGAUUCUUCUUUGGAAUCAGGUCCUACUGGAGAAAAAUCAAAGAGAUUGGGCAUCUCGGAGAUGUGUCUGACCAUGUCAUGAAGUCUAAUCUGAGCUGAAGAGGUGGCCACAGCAUGCCACACAAGGUCAAUUCUGUUUAAAAUCAUGUGUUUUUUAAAUGGAAGUCACUCUGGUGUUUUUGUAAAGCAAAACAAAAACAUUUAUGCUUACUUUAAAAAAAAAAUCCAAGAACUCAUGCAUCCUGUUCACUAUUCUCUUAACUGAGGUCCCCUGCCCGGACAGGUGUGUAUCCGUCAGUGUGUGCACACGGUGCCGUCUGAUGUGAAGACCCGAAUCACUGUAUUAAGGUGCUUUGUAAACUGUCUUCAUGCAGUCAUUAAUUGUGAAUUAUUUAUUGUGAUGAUCAAUGACAUUAAAUGCAAGAUUUAUUUACCUUAUUAAAAUACAAGAUUUAUUUAUUGUAUUAAAA